Molecule: messenger RNA, 2424 nt
Organism: Apaloderma vittatum (bar-tailed trogon)
Lineage: Eukaryota; Metazoa; Chordata; Aves; Trogoniformes; Trogonidae
Gene: PYGB
Product: phosphorylase, glycogen; brain
Exons: 19
Coding region: 195-2285 (696 amino acids)
Biological process (GO): glycogen catabolic process
Cellular component (GO): cytoplasm
Molecular function (GO): pyridoxal phosphate binding; glycogen phosphorylase activity
Source: RefSeq, a predicted model, not a curated record
CCCUAGCGCAUUUACUACCUGUCCCUGGAGUUCUACAUGGGCCGCACUCUGCAGAACACCAUGGUGAACCUAGGCCUGCAGAACGCUUGCGACGAAGCCAUUUACCAGCUGGGUUUGGACUUGGAGGAGCUGGAAGAAAUUGAAGAAGAUGCUGGUCUGGGAAACGGUGCCUGGCAGCUUGCUUCCUGGACUCCAUGGCCACACUGGGGCUGGCAGCGUACGGUUACGGCAUCCGCUACGAGUUCGGUAUCUUCAAUCAGAAGAUUGUCGAUGGCUGGCAGGUGGAGGAGGCUGACGACUGGCUGCGCUACGGCAAUCCCUGGGAGAAAGCUCGCCCCGAGUACAUGCUCCCCGUGCACUUCUACGGCCGUGUCGAUCACACCCCUGAGGGUGUGAAGUGGGUCGACACCCAGGUUGUCCUCGCUAUGCCUUACGACACGCCAGUGCCAGGAUACAAGAACAACACUGUAAACACCAUGAGGCUGUGGUCUGCAAAAGCGCCCAAUGACUUCAACCUCCAAGAGUUCAAUGUGGGUGACUACAUCGAGGCGGUGCUGGACAGAAACCUGGCAGAAAAUAUAUCCCGAGUCCUGUACCCGAAUGACAAUUUCUUUGAAGGCAAGGAGCUGCGGCUGAAACAGGAGUACUUUGUGGUGGCUGCUACCCUCCAGGACAUCAUCCGCCGCUUCAAAUCCUCCAAAUUUGGCUGUCGAGACCCUGUGAGAACGUGCUUUGAAACCUUCCCAGACAAGGUGGCCAUUCAGCUGAAUGACACCCACCCUGCCCUGUCCAUCCCAGAGCUCAUGCGGAUCCUGGUGGAUGUGGAGAAAGUGGAUUGGGACAAGGCCUGGGAAAUCACAAAACGGACCUGUGCCUACACCAACCACACUGUGCUGCCUGAAGCCCUGGAGCGCUGGCCGGUCUCCAUGUUUGAAAAGCUGCUGCCGCGUCACCUGGAGAUCAUUUAUGCCCUGAACCAAAUGCAUCUGGACCGCGUGGCGGCCCUCUACCCAGGGGACAUUGACCGUCUCCGGAGGAUGUCAGUGAUCGAGGAAGGAGACUGCAAACGUAUUAACAUGGCACACCUCUGUGUGAUUGGCUCCCAUGCGGUCAAUGGCGUGGCCCGUAUCCACUCUGACAUUGUGAAGAACUCAGUGUUCAAGGAUUUCUAUGAACUGGAGCCGGAGAAGUUUCAGAACAAGACAAAUGGGAUCACGCCGAGGCGCUGGCUCCUGCUGUGUAAUCCGGGACUGGCUGACGUUAUUGCUGAGAAAAUUGGCGAAGGCUUUAUCACAGAUCUGAGCCAGCUGAAGAAACUCCUGGAUUUCAUCAAUAACGAGACUUUUAUCAGGGAUGUGGCGAAAGUCAAGCAGGAGAACAAGCUGAAGUUUGCAGCCUACUUGGAGGAGCAGUACAAGGUCAAGAUCAACCCUUCGUCCAUGUUCGAUGUUCAGGUCAAGCGAAUCCAUGAGUAUAAGCGGCAACUGCUGAACUGCCUGCAUGCUAUCACCCUCUACAACCGCAUCAGGAACGAUCCAUCCAAAUCCUUUGUGCCCAGGACUAUUAUGAUUGGAGGAAAGGCGGCCCCUGGCUACCACAUGGCCAAGAUGAUCAUCAAGCUCAUCACGUCCAUCGGUGAGGUCAUCAACAACGAUCCCUAUGUGGGGGACAGGCUCAAGGUCAUCUUCCUGGAGAACUACCGGGUAUCCUUGGCUGAAAAGGUGAUCCCGGCAGCAGAUCUCUCCCAGCAGAUCUCCACAGCCGGCACAGAGGCCUCGGGUACCGGCAACAUGAAGUUCAUGGUGAAUGGGGCCCUCACCAUCGGUACCAUGGAUGGGGCCAAUGUGGAGAUGGCUGAGGAGGCAGGAGAAGAAAACCUCUUCAUCUUUGGCAUGCGUGUGGAGGAUGUGGAGGCCCUGGAUCGCCGAGGGUACAAUGCACGAGAGUACUACGAGCGGCUGCCAGAGCUGCGACAAGCCAUCGACCAGAUCAGCAGUGGGUUUUUCUCCCCUCGAGACCCCGGUUGCUUCAAGGACGUUGUGAACAUGCUCAUGUACCAUGACAGGUUUAAGGUGUUUGCCGACUACGAGGCCUACAUUAAAUGCCAAGGCCAAGUGGACCAGUUGUUUAUGGACCCCCGGGAAUGGACUAAGAAAGUCAUUAGGAACAUCGCAUGCUCGGGCAAGUUCUCCAGUGACAGGACCAUCACAGAGUAUGGGCGAGAUAUCUGGGGCGUGGAGCCAUCAGCCACAAAAAUCCCCCCACCCAACCUCCCCCGGGAUUGAUGCAAGCACAGAGGGAAGGAAGGAGGGAUGGGCUCCCAGCCCAGGAGGCCUCACCUGUGUUUCACCUGGGCUCAGCUCUGCAGAAACGAAGCCUUUCUCGGAGAGGGGGAGGGUAGAAGGAUGCUCUGAGGAGGAGCCC